GGCUGGCUAGCGGGCUUAGCGGCUCUGCGCGGGGCGAGUGGGUGGGGGACCCAAGUGCCCCCAUCUUUGGCAGGUGCUUCCAAGCAGUGGAAGGCGGGCAAGCGGGAGCCAUGCAGUCAGAAUCUGGGAUAGUGGCGGAUUUCGAAGUCGGGGAGGAGUUUCACGAAGAACCCAAAACCUAUUACGAACUCAAAAGUCAACCUCUGAAGAGCAGCAGUUCGGCAGAGCAUCCUGGGGCCUCCAAGCCUCCGUUAAGCUCCUCCAGUAUGACAUCACGCAUCUUGCUACGCCAGCAACUCAUGCGUGAGCAGAUGCAGGAGCAGGAGCGCAGGGAACAGCAGCAGAAGCUGCAAGCAGCCCAGUUCAUGCAACAGAGAGUGCCCGUGAGCCAGACACCAGCCAUAAACGUCAGCGUGCCCACCACCCUUCCCUCUGCCACCCAGGUGCCGAUGGAAGUCCUCAAGGUGCAGACCCACCUGGAAAACCCCACCAAGUACCACAUACAGCAAGCCCAGAGGCACCAGGUAAAGCAGUACCUUUCUACCACGUUAGCAAAUAAACAUGCCAGCCAAGUCCUGAGCUCACCAUGUCCAAACCAGCCUGGCGACCAUGCCAUGCCACCAGUGCCGGGGAGCAGCGCACCCAACAGCCCCAUGGCUAUGCUCACUCUUAACUCCAACUGUGAAAAAGAGGCGUUUUAUAAGUUUGAAGAGCAGAGCAGGGCAGAGAGUGAGUGCCCAGGUAUGAACACGCACUCUCGAGCGUCGUGCAUGCAGAUGGAUGAUGUAAUCGAUGAUAUCAUCAGCCUGGAAUCAAGUUACAAUGAAGAAAUCUUGGGCUUGAUGGAUCCAGCCUUGCAAAUGGCAAACACGUUACCUGUUUCCGGAAACUUGAUUGACCUAUACAGCAACCAGGGCCUGCCACCCCCGGGCCUCACCAUCAGCAACUCUUGUCCAGCCAACCUUCCUAACAUAAAAAGGGAGCUUACAGCGUGUAUUUUCCCCACAGAGUCUGAAGCAAGAGCACUGGCCAAAGAGCGGCAAAAAAAGGACAAUCACAACUUGAUUGAACGAAGAAGAAGAUUUAACAUAAAUGACCGCAUUAAAGAACUAGGUACUUUGAUUCCCAAGUCAAAUGAUCCGGACAUGCGGUGGAACAAGGGAACCAUUCUAAAGGCCUCCGUGGACUACAUCCGAAAGUUGCAGCGAGAGCAGCAACGUGCCAAGGACCUUGAGAACCGGCAGAAGAAGCUGGAACAUGCUAACCGGCAUCUGCUGCUCCGAGUCCAGGAGCUUGAGAUGCAGGCUAGAGCGCACGGACUUUCCCUUAUCCCAUCUACCGGUCUCUGCUCACCUGAUCUGGUGAACCGGAUCAUCAAGCAAGAACCGGUUCUUGAGAACUGCAGCCAGGAACUUGUGCAACACCAGACAGACCUGACAUGUACAACGACCCUGGAUCUCACGGACGGUACCAUCACCUUCACCAAUAACCUCGGCACUGUGCCGGAGAGCAGCCCGGCCUAUAGCAUCCCCAGGAAGAUGGGCUCCAACUUGGAAGACAUCCUGAUGGACGAUGCCCUCUCGCCCGUUGGUGUCACUGACCCGCUGCUGUCAUCAGUGUCCCCAGGAGCUUCUAAAACAAGUAGCCGGAGGAGCAGUAUGAGCGCAGAAGAAACAGAGCAUGCGUGUUAGCCAGCCCGCCUUGCUCUGCCCCUGCGCAAACUGCUUCCUCUUUUCUUCAGUAGACUUCAUCAUUUACCUGAAGAGGUUUUCUUGAUAAUUUUCCUUUAAUAUGAAUUUUUCGUGCUUUAUCAGUAGCCCAGGAUAUAUUUGAUUUUUAGAAUUUUGUGAGCCAGACUUGUAUAUUCUAUUUUACAACUACAAAGGCCUCCAAAGUAUUGUACCAUCAGCGUGCAGUAUCUGUGAACUGAUUUCUCGAAGUGUGAGCUUUCUGAGCAAGGGGACAUUUGCUUCAGAGAAGUGUCUGUCCGUUUUCAUUCAGGGGAAAACUAAGCUUGCUAUAAGCUUUGUCUGUCUGUGACCUCCUUGGAAAUUAACAUGUAAAGUGUAAUUACACGAAUGUAAAGCAACCAAAAGAAGAGAACGAAGAUGAUGACGAAGAGAAAAGUGGAAAAGACAUCCAAGCCUUUCCCACGUUUAUGAAUGCAUUGAUUCCCUGGUCCUGCCUUAAAGACACAGGGCCGCCCCCCCCAGCAUCAGUUAGUCUUUGUACUGAAAACUACUUAAAAGAAGAAUACAUUACAUAAGACAAAUAUAUCCGUCAUUUUCAUGAGGAUUGUCUGGUUAGAAAAUGUAACUUAUGCUAAACCAAAACUGAAGGAGUUACUAGACCAAGGCAUGAAACGUAGGAUCUGACCUUCUGGCUUUUAUUGGGCGCAGUUACAGUUUUCCUCAUAAUAAGUAUGAUUCAAUUUUUCAUAAGAUGUGUUUUAUUUUGAAGCAGAAAUGAAUGUCUUCUCUGGGUAAAAUAUCGAGGAGCACCAGAAGUUUGCCUCCUUUUUUUGUUUUUUUGUUGUUUUUUUUUUCUUUUCUUUUUUUUACAUUUUUGCUUUUGAUAAAGAUAACUGAACUGGGCGCAUUUCUAAUUGGCUUUACUAUUUUUAUUUUUAAAUUAUGUUUUAAUCAUUUUGAUUGUAUAGAUUCUUUAUUACCAUCAUUUUUUUCAAUGUUUGUAUUACUUUGUAAGAAUAUGCAUCUUGAAAUGGUGAGUCUUCAAUAUUUUUACAACUCACUGGUGGUUCUCCGUGUUCUUUGUACACCCACGAAAGACUACUUUUACGCAAGGUCUUGUGUUCAAAGAGAGCUUUGCAAACAUUUUGUAUAUUCCAGUAUCACUUGAAACUGUUUUUGAACACAUUUAAGAUAUAGUAUUAAUAGGUUAAAAACCAGGCUUUCUAGAAAAAAAUACUUACAUAUGCAUUUCUAGGAAUAUGAAAAUAACUAUAUUCUUGAAGACUGAUAACCACAGCAUUUACUAUGCCCACGAUGGUCACUUAAAUUGGGAUUUAUUUCAGUCAACUGGCUGGCUUCUUAAAGAGGGAAAUACUGUAUUGGCAAAUUACUUGAUAACAAUGUUUUAACAAAGCGGCAACAUUGUAAAGUUAGUUUUGUGAUUUCCUACUUGCGUAGCCCUAUGCAAUAACUGUAGCGUUACAUGUAUCCCGUCUAUAUGUUUUAUACAGAUGAUAUAUUGCGUUACACGCCAGGCUGUUGAAUGGGAUUUCUCGGUAGCAGCCUACGAUUGAGUAGUGAGUGGCAUAAAGCAUAUCCUUCAGAAUGAAGUGCCUUAAAUAUCUCAGCAGUCUCUUCUGGACCAGCACUGACUGAACUGUAAAGAGAAGGUUUCACGAUGGUAUCCGGAGCGAGGAGAGAAGUAGCGCGGUGCCUCUGCAGACAUUCUUAGAGCUUCCAAUUUCCCUUUAGAUAUUUUUAAUAUGAAAUAUAUUUUACUGACAGUGCCAAAUUCUUUCAUCAGGAAAAGCCUUUUUCAGGAGGGAUUUUUUUUUUAAAGUGUUUAAACGUCAAAUGUGAAUUGGUGGUGGGUGAUGGGGGGAUCCAAGAGGAUUGUCAGAUGUAUGAAUGGAUGGCUUUGGUGAGAAUUGUCAUGUGUGCGGUUCCCAUGCAUGUUGGGUAAGAAACACUGACGAUGCUAUUCAGCCUUGUAGCUUUAUGACUUAAGGGGGUAGGGAAAAUAAGUUCCCGUUCUUUCGACCUCCUUAAGUGCGUGACUCUUUUCCUAGAAUAGAAGUGCAAAUGUGCAUGAACAGAUAACUGUACCAUAGUGUUCACCGAUACAACCAUAGCAUUGUUUGCCUCUUCGCAUUUGUGGUGGGUGGCGGGAGAGGGCUGGACGUGGAAACUGAAGAUCGCAAUGCUAUGAUGCUAGUUUUUCUUAGUUGAUUCUGACAAUAUUGUUUCAAGCAAUGUUUCACAAGAUUGAGUAACCCAUGGCUGAGUGAGUUUGACCAAGGCAGAGCGACUUUCUAGAAAGUUUGUUGGGAGAAAGUAUGGCACAUUCCACUGCUACCCAGAUUUGUAGCCCCUGGGCUUGCCAUUGCCAGCUUCCUAGUGCCUUCCUCGUAAGACACAGCGGCUGGGAGAGGCAGGUGAGCAAUUCAGAGGCUGCAACAUGGGGGUGGUUUUAUUUAUUUCUUUUGUGCCAGCGAGAAUGUGGAUUCUUUCAGGGACUGCUUAAGCCAAGAGGCAGUAUUUUUGCUCACUGUUUUUAAGGAAAGAUCCAUGCCACUCCCCCACCCCUGGGUGCAGAAUUGUAACUCAGGGUUGUACCUCUGUUUGGAGUGCUCAAAAUACCAAAAUUAUCCACCUUCCUCUGGGUAACAUAAUGGAAAUACCAAACCUUCUGACUUUGCCAAAAAAAAAGAAAAAAAAGAAAAAAGAAAAAAAAAGAAAAAGAAAAGGAAAAAAAAAGUUUCGCAACCAAUCUUGUCAGACCCAGGUCAUGACACAGCUCAGUCCGGUUGUUUGUAUACGAUAAAGCAAUAAGAACAAACGAAAUACACAAGACAUUAAAGAUACAAAGCACAAAGGAAUGCACUUAUUCAUAUUUUUGAAAAAUGCACUGGGGAGAAGUUGAUGUCGAUAACAGUAUGAAACAGAAGCCGACUUCUUGACAAAGACAACAAGUGACUGUGUCUUGCGGACACUUGCUGCUGUAAUGUCAAUAGCAGCCCCCGCCGUGGGGCACAGCAAUUCUUUCUGUACGGUCCACAGCACUGUAUAUUAUGAUUGAGAUUAAUGUAUCCAAUGAAAUAAUUGAACUGUUGUUCUUCAUAGCUUCAUUAAAGCAUUUGGUUU
Molecule: messenger RNA, 4835 nt
Organism: Chionomys nivalis (European snow vole)
Lineage: Eukaryota; Metazoa; Chordata; Mammalia; Rodentia; Cricetidae
Gene: Mitf
Product: melanocyte inducing transcription factor
Exons: 10
Coding region: 111-1691 (526 amino acids)
Biological process (GO): melanocyte differentiation; regulation of transcription by RNA polymerase II
Cellular component (GO): nucleus
Molecular function (GO): RNA polymerase II cis-regulatory region sequence-specific DNA binding; DNA-binding transcription factor activity, RNA polymerase II-specific; protein dimerization activity
Source: RefSeq, a predicted model, not a curated record